Penaeus indicus is the source of this 3467-nucleotide messenger RNA. RefSeq names its product calsyntenin-1-like (gene Cals). Gene Ontology annotation, biological process: positive regulation of synapse assembly; positive regulation of synaptic transmission. The record is from RefSeq and is a predicted model, not a curated record. The transcript has 15 exons. The coding region runs from base 580 to 2805 and encodes 741 amino acids. Gene Ontology annotation, molecular function: calcium ion binding; X11-like protein binding; amyloid-beta binding. Lineage: Eukaryota; Metazoa; Arthropoda; Malacostraca; Decapoda; Penaeidae. Gene Ontology annotation, cellular component: postsynaptic membrane; cell surface.
GGAGUGCCGGUGUUCGACCUCGUGCAGCCUUCGGAGGGCUACCACGGCCUCGUCUCCGAGAAGGACACCGUGGUCGAGGUGCAGCCGCCCAUCCGCGCCACGCCCAACGUCUGCUUCUACAGGAUCGUCAACAAGCACCACGGGGAGGCGCCCUUCAUUAUCCGGCUGAGAAACGAGGCCACGGGAGAGGCCGAGUUGAUAGCCAAGCGUCCCCUCAACUGCGAGAAGAGGAAGAAUUACAAGUUCGACAUCACCGCCGUUUCCUGCGACGCCAAUGUGGAGUCUCAGAACGUCACCGUCCACGUGAAAGUGAACGACGUGAACGAGUACGCGCCCGUGUUCGUGGAGCCUUCGUACGUGGUGGGCGUGGACGAAGGGCGCCUCUACGACGAGAUCCUGACGCUGCAGGCUGACGAUCAGGACUGCUCGCCCAAGUACGGAGACAUCUGCCGCUAUGAACUGCUCACCAAGGACCAGCCCUUCAGCAUCGACAGCGAGGGCGUGGUGCGGAACACGGAGCCCCUGGACUACGAGAAAUCCCACAACCACAUCCUGUCAGUGGUGGCGUACGACUGCGGGAUGGAGCGCUCGCAGCCUGUCAUGGUCACUAUCAAGGUCAACCGAGUGUGUCACCUGGGAUGGAAAGGCAUCACCGACCAGGUGGAGUACUCCCCCGGCUCCGGUCGCCAGGAGCUGUUCCCCUCGGCGUCCCUGGAGCUGUGCAACGUGCCCUGCCGCGUGGAGAGGGUGCAGGCGCGAAUCAGCCUCACCACCAGCCACAUCGGCAAGGGCUGCGACAGAGACACCUACUCCGUGGCGGCGCAGAGGAAGAUGUGCGGUGCCAGCUCCUCCAGCAUCGAGCUCCUGCCGGCGCCCGGCGCAGGGAAGGAUUGGACCGCCGGCCUCCACUCUGACGAAGGCCACGAAGGGGACCUGAUCUACGAGUUCGACGGCGACUCCUCCGGCACCCUCAUCCCCGAGUCUGUCCUCAACCACAACCUGACGUCGACCUUCACCAUAUCCACCUGGCUCAAGCACAAGUCGCAGGCGGGCACGGACAAGCACACCAAGGAGCACAUCCUCUGCAACGCCGACGACCACAAGAUGAACCGGCACCACAUGGCCCUCUUCGUCAGGAACUGCCGCCUCAUCCUCCUGCUGCGUCGCGACUACACCGAGGCCAACCUCAACACCUUCCAGCCGGCCGAGUGGAGGUGGAAGCUCCCCCAGGUGUGUGACAAUGAAUGGCAUCACUACUCUGUCCACGUGAAGCUGCCGGAAGUGACCCUCUACGUCGACGGCCACAUCUUCAGGCCCGAGAAUGGAGAGUCUCCUGAGGUGAUUGAUGACUGGCCCCUACACCCAACGCGUGGCAUCAACACCACUAUGAGCGUCGGCGCUUGCUGGCAAGGCUCCGAAGGCAACAUGAAGCACGGCCUCUCUGGCUACCUGGCUGGCCUCUCGGUUCUCGUGGGCGCUCUGGAGUCGCCGCGCGUCCUGUCCUGCCUGACCCGCUGCCAGGAGUCGCUCGACACUCCUGCCAUGGAACUCCUGCAGCCCAGCAUGGAGCUCCUCACCAACAAUGAAAUGACACAGAUCACCAUCGAAGGCAAUAAUGUGACUAACCUCGAGACGCUGAUCCGCCGCGUGGCCUACGUCAACGGCCGAGACUUCCCCACCCCGGGACGUCGCCCUGUCUCUGUGACAACUAACAUCUUGUGCAACUCCGAAAAGGCCCUGAAGGUUGCCACCGCCCAGAGCUUCGUGGUGGUGAUGCAGCCGCACCAGCCCAGCAUCGAGCUCAACGGCACCACCAACUUCGCCGAGGAGUACGAGGCCUUCCGCCAGGGCCUGCGAGUGUUCCCUGACGUCGGCAUCUACCUCUCGGCCGCCGCGGAGGAGGCCACGGCCCCCACCCUGGGCGGCCAGCUGGACGAGUGCGUGGUGUCGGUGUACCCCCCUCUGAACCCCGACCACGAGACGCUGGUCCUCCCCGACAACCUGAUCGCUGAGCUCGGCCUGGCCGCCUCCAUCACGCGCCAGGGAGCCACCGUGUCCGGGGCCCACACAACGCACCAUUACCAGUCCAUCCUGCGCCAGAUCCACUACGCCAACCGCAAGCCAGCCUACUACCUGAACCGGGCCUUCAAGCUGUCCUGCUCCGAGCUCGGUGGUCGCUUCACAAGUAACGAAUAUGUCCAGACGGUGACCGUGAUCCACCCGCAACUCAGCGUGGACAAGACCGCAGCCUUCAACACCAACACCGACAGCAUUCCUCCCCACAUGGAACACAACAACCACAACGCCCACCAGGAGGCCGACGCCCACCUGACACACCACAACCCCCAGCCUGUGCCAGCUCAUGCCAAGCUCUCCGCUCAUCACGUCGAGCUCAAACCCGCCCACACCGUCAAUGACGUUUACUUCACUUCAAACGUCAUGGAGGGAGUAGCAGUCAACAGCGCCAGCCAUGCAGUGACCAUCAUCAUCGUCGUCUGCGUUGGAUUCCUCGUGUUCAUGGUGGUCUUGGGCGUGAUCCGUGUACGCGCCGCCCACACCCGCCACACCCACGAGGAUGUUGCAGAUGCAGAGAUGGCGUGGGAUGACUCCUCUCUCAAUAUCACCGUUAACCCCAUGGAGCAACAGCUGGAACUGGCAGAGACACAACGAUUGAGGGAUGAUGACGAUGACGACGACGACUCGUCAGAUGAUGGAAGCAACUUCAACGACGACUUGGACUCGUCGGACGAGGAGGAAGGGAAGCCGAAGGAGCUCGAGUGGGACGACUCAACCCUCAAAAUUUAAACCCCUUCCCCCCCUUCAUAAGUGUAACUGAGUGAAGAUCUGCUGGACCCCCGUGGGCUUUGUUGAUGUAGGAAAGAGUGUUCAGAGUCUUCCUUAAGGGGUUGAUUACUGGGCAUCAGUAAUGAUGAGUAUUCAUUCAUGCUUGCUGUAGAGGAAAUAGCAGUAAUUAGGAUAAAUGGUAUUAAUUGCAUAACAAACUAACCCACAUUUGAUUCGUUAUUUUGACCUGGACGUCCUCUUGAGUCGGAGAAUCUUAACAUUCUUAUCUCUAUGGAUGCAGCCAAUUUACUCCAUCCUGCCACAGCGCCCAAGGUUGCCGGGCGCCGAACUGAAGGACCAACGGAGAAACUGACGGAAGUGUCGGCCGUUCUGCCAUCAGUAUUGCACAGGGUCCACGCCAAAUGUCUCAGAGAAUGUGAUUGAUGCUGCGUGAAUAUUCCAAAAGGGUGAUGGCGAAGGGAAAUGGGCUAUGCUGGGAGAGCUGAUGAAGGGUUAGGGGAGGGGAGGGGGAGGGAGUAGGGUCGUCGGUUGCCAUAAUGCUGAUAGGUAUUCAUGUUUCAAUAAAAAUGAGAUGAGGGUAUUUAUUAGCAGAGUUACAGCAGUGGGGAAGAGCCAAGCGUUGGAAUCUCAGCCGCCUAUCUGCAUUAACUGCAAAAUUUGAC